ACUGCAGAUAAUUAAAGUUGUGUAAACAGAACGUCUUGAUAACGUAAGCUCUGGAAUAUUGAGUUGACUUCAUCGUGUAAAAUUAAUGAGGGGGCAGUGAAUUAGACCGAGUUAUUUAUUUCUCGACUGACGAACCGUAUUCUUUAUCAACCGUUCAAUUCCUUGAGGUCAGAAAACUUCGUUUUUAUCGUGACAAAUAUAAGUUGUGCCAUUUUGCUGGACUUCUACCCAGACUUUCGAAUUGGAAAAUCUUCGCUCGACCUACAUCGUCAAUUGCGUUUUUAAUGUGUUUCUAUCAUAUACAACCGUGAUGAUGAACAUUGCGACCAUCUAUGCCUUACGUAAAGUUUCUUCUUUACCGAACACUUUGAAAACAUUGCUUCUCAGUCUUGCCGUUUCUGAUAUCGGUGUUGGCUUACUGGGGCAGCCGCUGUACUUUCUUACUCUGGUCAAGUGGUUACAACAAAACCAUCCUAGCUGCCCCAUCUACAGGGUUUUUGACUUGCUCAGUAUUUUGUUUGCUAAAGCGUCCUUCCUAGGUGUUGUGGCAAUAAGUCCAGACAGGUUCUUAGCUAUUCAUCUUCAUCUCAGAUACCAGGAAUUUGUGACUCACAGGCGUGUCGUUGUUGUGUUGUUAUCUGUUUGGUUUUCAAGUGCCUUCGUCUCUUUGAUUGCGUUCGCGGGAUUUGUCUCCAUCCAAAGUGUAAUAUCUUUCGUCCUUGGUUCUAUAGGUCCCCUUGUAACAACAGUAUUUUAUAUCCAGAUUUAUUUAAUUGUACGACGGCACAAGAAUCAAAUUCACGCCCUGCAGGUGGAACAAACAGAGCAGACUGAAGAGGCAAGGAAAUUUGCCAGUGCCAUAAAGACUGCAGUUUGUGUGUUCUGUGUGCAUGUCGUGUUUUUGUUGUGUCAUCUACCUCUUUUUGUAGUUUUCGUGGCCUCUAAUGUCAUCGUUUCAAGUACUGCUAUUACGAAAUUUUUUCUUUACUCUAUGACUCUCACAUUUCUGAAUUCAUCUCUGAAUCCUGUUGUUUAUUGUUGGAAGAUUCGACACAUUCGACAGGCUAUCAUGAACAUACCGCGGAAUAUGGCUCGGGUUCGAAACUAG
Messenger RNA from Stylophora pistillata, 1108 nucleotides. Its product is annotated as adenosine receptor A3-like. The record is from RefSeq and is a predicted model, not a curated record. NCBI's taxonomy places the organism in Eukaryota, Metazoa, Cnidaria, Anthozoa, Scleractinia, Pocilloporidae.